AUGUCCCUUGCGGCCGUGCCAGCACUGUGCCCGGUGAUCGUUCCCGACAUCCUCUUAAAUCAAAUGUUUCAUGCGGCUAAGUCGGACCCCGCUCACAUCUAUAAUGCCUUAUGCAUGAAACUAGAAAUGUCGAUUCAAGCUAAUCUAUUGGCAUUGUCACAAGCUUUGCUCGCACUAGAAGCGUUCUCUCCUCCGGCAACUACCACGUCCGAUGCACCCAUUAUCACCUUCUAUUAUGCUCACUCAGUACCAGGGAUCAGUAGAUACAGCGACAAACAUCACCAGCUUUCUUGGAAUACGCACCUCUAUGAGGAAAAGGCUGUCAGUCAGUCGGAAGACUGUUUGUUCUUGAAUGUAUACACUCCCGGAAGUGAAGUGGUGGCCACACCGUCGGGAGGGCUCCCAGUUGUCGUAUGGAUUCACGUUCACGGUGGAGGGUGUGUUUUGGGAGUUGCGAAUGCAUACAAUGGCGCAGACCUAAUCGUGGAAUUAGAUCAUCGUGGCGUCACUGUCGUGCUCCAGUACCGCCUCGGUUUAUUCGGCUUCCUUUCUGGAGAAGCGGUCAAAGAAGGGGGUGUGCUCAAUGCUAGACUACCCUUGUUCACUACUCUCGUCGUUUCGGGUGCCGGUUCCGUGCUACAGCAUUUUGUUGUUCAUGAAGGAAACACGCAGCCUCCCCUCUCCAGAUCUGCCAUGACAAGUUCCGCAUUCUUUCUAUCACAAUAUAACUAUAAUGACCGAAUUUCGGAGGUCGUCGAUGGAACAAACUCAAUUCGGGUACUCUCUCUUGUUUGCGCGCUGCAGACGUCGCAAACCUUAAACUAUAACAUCAACAUCAACGGCUUCUUUGGCACGUACGUAUUCGUUCCUGUCAUAUAUGGCGCUUUCAUCGUGGAGAGACCUACCGUGACGAUUAGGAAAGGUCGCUUGAACAGUACCCAUUACCUUCUUGCCGUAACCAAUUCGUAUGAGGGAACCUUCGUGAACCAAUCGACGACAUUGGAUAUUGCAGAUUAUGUCAAAACGCUUUCCCCGAAUUUCGGUUCUGCUCAGGCUGCAGGAGUAAUGAUGAUGUACCAGAACCAGGGAAGCAACAACAACCAGGUAUAUCUCGUGAUGAGUGAAUCAAUAUUCAUUUGCCCUACUUAUUAUCUCAAAGCAUUUGGAGAACGAGUUUGGAAGGCCGAGUUUUCAAUUCCACCUGGCGUGCACGGACAAGAUGUUGCAUACUACUUCACUUUGUCAGUUGAUGCAAUGGGUUAG
Molecule: messenger RNA, 1263 nt
Organism: Suillus paluster
Lineage: Eukaryota; Fungi; Basidiomycota; Agaricomycetes; Boletales; Suillaceae
Product: Alpha/Beta hydrolase protein
Exons: 12
Coding region: 1-1263 (420 amino acids)
Source: RefSeq, a predicted model, not a curated record